Leptosia nina is the source of this 5112-nucleotide messenger RNA. NCBI's taxonomy places the organism in Eukaryota, Metazoa, Arthropoda, Insecta, Lepidoptera, Pieridae. The record is from the annotation of a GenBank genome assembly.
AUGAAUUCAGGGCCAGAAAACCGCUAUUCCAAUGCGCAAAAUAACCUAACAGCCUAUUUGGACUUAAAGCCCCAAUUUUCAGUUAGAAUAGUUGUAUGUGAUUCCUAUUUAACAAAGCCUAUGCCAGGUAUUGAUGUUAUGUACUCUGAAUUCAGAGGUACUGAUAUAAAACAGGUACCAGUGCUAAGAAUAUUUGGAUCAGCAUUGGAUGGGCGAAAAGCAUGUCUUCAUGUUCAUGGAGUUUUUCCUUAUUUUUAUAUACCAUGCCCCACUUCAAAUCCAGAACCACAGUUUCUUUAUCAAAUUGCUGUAAGCCUGGAUAAGGCUCUAAAUAUAGCAUUAAAACAGGCAACUUCUGUAAAUCAGCAUGUUUAUAAAAUAACUUUAGUCAAAGGAAUACCUUUUUAUGGAUUUCAUGACAAGGAGCAUCUUUUUUUAAAGAUAUUUUUGUACAAUCCAGGCUUAAUCAAACAAGCAGUUGAACUGUGUAGUAAUGGUGCAAUAUUAGGACAAGUAUUACAACCCCAUGAGUCACAUCUUAACUUUACAUUGCAAUUCUUUAUUGAUUUUAAUCUUUUCGGUAUGAGCAAUAUAGACUUGCACAGUGUUAAAUUUCGGAAGUCAAUUAUUUUACAAGAAAGUGAUGAACCAUUUGAUAGUCCGAAUGAAUUAUCUCUGAAGUCUGAGAGUGUUUGUUAUUAUGAAGCAGACUGUUUUGCGUCGCAUAUCAUUAAUCGAUUGCGAAUGAAUAAAGGGGAUGGUAUUGAAAAUCCAGGUCUUGAAGAAGUUUGGAAUCAAGAAAUUAUGAGAAGGAAACAGUUAAAUGUAUCAAUGGAAUCAAAAACUUUAUCUCAAAACAGAGUUAACAAUGGAACUGAAACACAUCAUAAGUUCAAAAAUGGAUUUAUGGCAAAAGUCUGUAAUUCUGAUGCUGAACAUGAGACAAAUAUAGAUAAUGUACAUUAUCCAGCAGAAAGUCAUGAAGGAUCACAAUUUUUUAAUGCAACAGACUUAACCACACAUUUAGAAGAAUCUAUGAAUUUGAGUAUUAAUAAAAGCUUCAGAAGAGAAAGCUUAACAAUUAUUGAGGCUGAUGAUACUAUUGUUGAUGAGGAUAUUGCCUUAAACAGCAGUUUUUCACUUCAGUACAGCCAAGUCGCAUUGGAUAAUGAAGAUUUAGCCCUAAUCGAUUUAUUACAAGAUAUGGAUAGAAAGGAAACAAUAGAUGAAGAUAGCGUGAUGGGUACACCCCUGAUUGAUAAAACACAAGAGGAAUUUGAUGAUGAUGAGUAUUCCCAAGUUUUCCAUGAUGAAACUAUUCUUUUGGAGUCUAAAUGUGAAGGGCAUUCUCCAAAUUGGAAUGAUUCUUUUUGGGAUGAAGCAACUAUACCACAACUAGAUGGUACCUGUGAUGACAACCAUGUUAAAAAGGUGAGAAAGAGAAAAAAGUUACCACUAAAAUUAGGUUUAUCGAAAUCUAAAAACAAAAAAGAGUUCAAUAUGAAAAAUAAUAAGGAAACCAAAAGUGAAAAUGAGUCUGAAGAAAUAAAUGAAUCAAGAGAAAUAGUUGAUACUGUGUCUGAUAAACAUCUUAAAAGAGUAACGACAGGAGUAACUAUAAAUAAUAAUAUAAAAUGUGAUACUGUAAAAACCAGUAAAGAAAGAGUGUCUCAAACUGAUCAUGAAUCCAUAAGUAGCUUAGUUUCUAAAAUAGAUGCACCUACUUGUUAUGAUUUAACAAAUAAAAUUGUACCAAUUCCUGGUUCUUCAAAAUAUUCGAAAGAUGUUCAAGAUAAUAAAAUGUUUACACCUUUGAGCGACAGUUUUGAGUCAUCACCCGAGAGCAAUGAAAAUGAUAUACAAAGUUUUUACGACCAAUCUAAAAUUUUUAAUUUAUCCACUGAUAGCGAUACAAAGACAAAAGAGAGACAAAAAGAGUCCCUUGGUAACCAUAAUUUUGAAUCUGAAUUUAAACAUGUAAAUAGAUUAAUACUUACUCCCAAAAUCCGCCCUCCUAUUAAGAAACAUAUAGUUUCAAGUGUUAAAAAGUACAAUUUACCCAAGCAAAAGAAUUCAGAGCCAUAUUUUUCCAAUCACAAAGACGUGGGCGAUAAGGUUGAGAUUGGUCAAUGUAUAUUAAAAGUUCAGAGCAGAUUAGCCCAAGAUCAAAAACUAUUUGAAAAAAAAUUCUGCUCUACUACUAUUGAAGAGUGGCGUCAGCUAUUGUUUUUACAGAGAAAUGAUGUGUGCGAAGAGAAUAAAAAAACAGAAUCUUUAAAGCUUUUGUUAGCUGGAAAUAGUAACUGCAUUAUACAGCCAGUAAAAAAACCCCCAACAAAAAGGGAAGUUGAAAAAUGGUGCAAUAAUAAAGUUAAAGAAGAUAGUGUAAGCAAUACUGUUGACAUUAAAGAGAUUACUAUUAAUGUAGAUGAUAUUGAAGCUUCACAAGGAAUUGGUUUAAAAGAAAAUGAUCUUAUAAGUAGUUUGACUUUAGAGGAAAAGAAGCCUAAUUUAGAAAAUUCUUUCCAAGUUACUAUGCAAACAGACGGUUCCUAUCUUUGUUUUGGUAGUACAGAAAGUCAAGUUAUUGACACGAAUACGAAUAUGUCCCCAGUCGAGGUUGAUUUUCUCACUGUGAUGGUAUUGGAAGUACACACAGAAAUAAGAGGGGAGCUAUGCCCAGAUCCAGAGUUCGAUAGUAUUAAAGCCAUUUUUAUAUCUGUGAAAAACGAUUGUCCCGAUAAUCAUUUUUUAGUGAAACACUUACAUCGAAUACUAGUUGUCGAUGAUCAAGAGCCUCCUAAAUAUUUAGAUAGAUGUAUUUUUAUGAAUGAUAGAGAUUUAUUCAAGAUAGAGUAUGUUAAUACCGAAAUUGAGAUUUUAGAUAAAUUAAUUAGUAUUGUUAAGGAAAAUGAUCCAGACAUUAUGUGCGGUUAUGAAAUUGAAAUGAACUCGUGGGGCUAUGUCUUGGAAAGAGCACAACAUCUAGGUGUCGAAAUAGUUCAGCAAAUUUCUCGAAUAACCGAAAAAUACCGUCAAAAAAGAUGGCGACACGACGAUAACGAAAUGGAGGGUAGAAUCAUCGGUCGAAUCACGUUUAAUGUUUGGAAACUGUUUCGAUACGAGCUGGCGCUCUCCAGUUACAGUUUUGAGAAUUGCAUGUAUGAAAUAUUAAAAGAAAGAGUUCCGAAGUAUAGUUUUGCUCACCUAUCAAAUUGGUGGAAUGAUAAGUCCAGAAUUCUGAGGUGGAUCCCUGUUGAAUAUUAUAUGACUAAAUUAUCGGGGACGGUGCGGAUGUUAGAAAAACUUGAUAUCAUAAAUAGAACCUCUGAGUUAGCCAGGUUAUUUGGACUACAAUGGUGGGAGGUGUUAUCGAGAGGAUCGCAAUUUCGCGUUGAAUCGCUCAUGCUGCGGGCUGCGAGGCCUCUUAAUUUAGUCGCAUUAUCGCCGACCAUCAAGCAACGUGCCGCUAUGCGAGCUCCCGAGUGUUUGCCCCUCAUAUUUGAACCAGAAUCUCGGUUCUACGCCGACCCCGUGAUUGUCCUCGACUUCCAGAGCCUAUACCCGUCUAUGAUGAUUGCUUACAACUAUUGCUUCUCCACUUGUAUUGGUCGCAUACAAAAUAUUAACUGCAACACACCUUACGAAUUUGGCGCAUGGCGACUACGAGUAUCGAAAUCAAAAUUGCAAGAAUUAGCUCAAAAAGACUUAAUCAAUUGGUCACCCGUUGGUGUUGGUUUCGUAAAACCGGAUGUUCGUCGAGGGGUGUUACCCUCAUUACUCAGACGGAUAUUGGCUGCAAGACAGGCCGUUAAGAAAGGCAUGAAGUUACAAACGGACGAAAACGUAAAAAAAGCAAUGCAUUCGAGACAAUUAGGUCUUAAAUUAAUUGCGAAUGUGACAUACGGUUAUACGGCUGCUAACUUUAGUGGACGUAUGCCAUGUGUUGAAGUCGGUGAUAGUGUGGUCGCAAAGGGUCGCGAGACUUUAGAACGAGCUAUCAAGCUAGUAAAGAAUGGCUCUUGGAAUGCAAAGGUAAUAUACGGAGACACAGAUUCGAUGUUCGUGCUAGUUCCUGGCGGCAGCCGAGCCGAAGCCUUUGCAAUUGGACAGCAGAUAGCCGAUGCUGUGACCGCGGACAAUCCAUCUCCAGUUGCUCUUAAACUGGAAAAGGUAUAUCAACCGUGCAUACUUCAAACUAAGAAACGAUACGUCGGCUAUAUGUACGAGAGUCUAGAACAGGAGAAACCAAUUUACGAGGCAAAAGGCAUAGAGACAGUCCGUCGAGAUGGUUGUCCAGCGAGUGUCAAGUUACUGCAACGGUCACUGUGCGAGCUAUUUGAAACGGGAGAUGUGUCUCGGGUUAAGCAGCUGGUUUGUAAAGUAUUGUCAAAAUUGGCUGAUGGUUCACUUCCACCGCACGAGUUGUUCUUCACUCGUGAGUUCCACGGGCUUUCUGGAUAUAGGCCAACGGCUGCAGCACCUCCUAAUGAGAUAGCAAAACGCUUGAUAUCACGUGACCGCCGGUCCGCGCCUCGUGUAAGCGAACGAGUGUCCUGGCUGGUAUGUGCUGGUGCCCCUGGUACGCCUCUAGUGAAAUUGGCAAGAACUCCAACUGAAAUACAACGUGAUACUAGUCUAGUCCCGCACGUAUCCUACUACGCGGCGCGGUCCCUUUUACCACCUUUACACCGCUGCCUGUCUUUACUUGGCGUGGACGUCUUUAAGUGGUGGAAUGAAGUAGGAUGGACUCGUGAAGUCCAUUUUGAGCGCGGAGAUGGAGUGGCUGAUGGCAUAGCACGAUAUAUGCAGAGAGGGCGAUGCGCAGUAUGCGGCGCUAAAGGGGCUCGUGCUUUGUGUGCCAGUUGUGUAACUAACACCCGUGUUGCCACUUCUGUUCUCAGGACUAAAAAUCUCCGAACGGAAACACAUAUUUCAAAUUCAUAUCAAGUAUGCUAUUCCUGUUGUGGACAUAAAGAAUUUCUGCAAUGUGAAAAUACUGAAUGCCUUGUUUUAUGGAGGCGAAUUAAGGCACAACAAAAAUAUAAUCAACUACAAGAUGUUAUGUCAAAUCUACCUGAAAUUUUUUAUGAAAAUCAUGUUCAGUUUUAA